UCAGCUGUCAGUUGCGAAUGGUCAGUCGUGUAUGUAAGAGAGAAAAAGGAGAAAAUAUGUAUCCUUUCCGUCAACGAUUUCCUCGGCGAAGGUACUUCCGAUCGGUGCCGAUAAUAUGCUUCUGCAACGGGGAUGUAACCUUGAAGACAGAUAUUCAGAUUCCUGGUCUGCUGUCUAUCCGCGAAAUGACGGAGGUGCGUUGGAAAAGGAGAUGGAGGAGGAGAGAGGCAGCCGACUUUUGGCUAUACGGUGGUUUAGAUAUGAGCCCUGACCCUGACGCCUACAGUCUUAAAAAUUUGUUCCGGGAGCGAGCAGAAUGCCGAGACCGACGCGUGUAGGCGUUAUGUGUUAAUUU
Messenger RNA from Harpegnathos saltator (Jerdon's jumping ant), 355 nucleotides. RefSeq lists its product as uncharacterized. The coding region runs from base 18 to 338 and encodes 106 amino acids. NCBI's taxonomy places the organism in Eukaryota, Metazoa, Arthropoda, Insecta, Hymenoptera, Formicidae. The record is from RefSeq and is a predicted model, not a curated record. The transcript is spliced from 3 exons.